UUCAGUAGCUUAAAUUUAUUAGAAAAGUCAUAAAUGGAAUCAUCUAUCCCAAUCUAGCAGCACAAAGAUAUCCUCACUGAAGCUGGAAUCGACUUCAAUAAUAUUGAGAAGACCAGAAAGCACCUUCACAAGCAUGCAGAAGGAGGAUUCAAAGAGUUCAAAACCAAAGAGACUAUUCUCAAGUAUUUUACAGAGAUCUCCAAGGAAGAUAUCAGAGAAUAUGCUACCACUGGUUUUACCAUCGACAUCAAAGGCACUGCUCCUCCCACUGACAACGGCGAAUGCAAUGUCAUUGCUCUCAGAGCUGACAUGGACGGCCUGCCCAUGAAGGAAGAAACUGGAGUUGAGUAAGCUUCAAUAACAGAGUAUGCCCACCUAUGUGGCUAUGAUGGCCAUAUAGCCAUAUAGCAAUGCUAAUAGCUACAGGGAUAUACCUGAAGAAGAAUAAAGACAAGAUUCCUUCUAACAAGACAGUGAGGCUGUCGUUCCAGCCAGCUGAAGAAAGACUUGGAGGAGCUGAUAUUAUGGUAAAAGAAGGGUGCCUUGAAGGAGGUGAUGAAAUCUAUGGAUAUCAUCAAGUUCCCCAUGGCCAAGAAGGAGGUCAUGGAUCUGAACCCGCUAAUGCUAUUGAUCCUAUCACUGCAGCUUGUCACCUCCACAGUGCCUUCCACACGAUCAAGUCUUGGAACACCUUCAAUACGGAUGUGGUUGCAUUCACGAUUUGUGAACUUAAUUCAGGAACAACUUUUAAUGUUAUCCCAAGAACAGCAGAGAUGAAAGGACCUAUUAGAUAUUAUGACGAAGAUGUCAGAAAGAAAGUUGUAGAAAGAAUCAGAACACUCUCCCAAGAAAUCUGUGAAGGCUUCAACUGCAAGUCUGAAGUGACCAUUGGUCCUAGCUACCCAGCUGUUAUCAAUAGUGAGAAACAGACUAAUAUUGUAAUCGAGGUUGCUGGAAAGGAACUAGGAGAAUCUUCUAUAAAUACUAAAGAUCAUUUGCCUAUGUUUGCAAGUGAAGAUUUCUCAUUCUAUCUUCAGAAGAUUCCUGGUGAGUUCAUUUUCCUAAAUAAUAUAAAGCCAGGAGAAAAGCCAGUGUCUUUACACUCAUCUUAUGUAGAUUUCAACGAUAACAUAACUGCAGCAGGCAUCUACAUGAAUUUGAAAAUCUUGGAGCACAGACUUGGCAUAUCCUUAUUGUAGGUAUUCGAAUAAACUAAGCCAUUAUCCAAGUUUGUAUCACUAAUUCCUCUCCAAUAUUUCUA
Messenger RNA from Moneuplotes crassus, 1261 nucleotides. The record is from the annotation of a GenBank genome assembly. NCBI's taxonomy places the organism in Eukaryota, Ciliophora, Spirotrichea, Euplotida, Euplotidae.